Messenger RNA from Scheffersomyces coipomensis, 2754 nucleotides. Its product is annotated as CORVET complex subunit. The record is from RefSeq and is a predicted model, not a curated record. Bases 1 to 2754 code for a protein of 917 amino acids. Gene Ontology annotation, cellular component: cytoplasm; fungal-type vacuole membrane. The transcript has a single exon. Lineage: Eukaryota; Fungi; Ascomycota; Pichiomycetes; Serinales; Debaryomycetaceae. Gene Ontology annotation, biological process: vesicle-mediated transport; endosomal vesicle fusion; autophagy.
AUGAAGAUAGAAGUCAAGGAUGAUCCUAAUUCACAUCUGUUCAAACUUGACUUACUACUUGAUGUCGAUUCCGAUGAUGUGAUAACUUGUGUUUCGUCGUAUGAUGCAAAUAUCUAUGUGGGAACUUCUUCUGGAAGAGUUCUACAUUAUCAUAGAUUUGAGGAUAUCCCAGGUUAUAUGCUUAUAGGGAAUGUACAGAUACUUGAAGAACCUAUCAAGAAGUUUGUUAUUAUACCUGCGGUAGAGAAGGUGUUGAUUUUAUGUGGUUCAAUUGCAUCCUUUUAUCGAUUACCAGAUCUUUCUCCAACAUCCACCAGAAAACUUAAAGAUAUCAAUGACGUACUGUUGUUAAUGUAUAGUUCAGAACAGAAUAGACCAAGUGAUAAAAUGCUACUUUUCAGUUCCAACAAUAUCAGAAUUGUACAAUUUGAUGAAGAACAGAUAAAAUUACUAAAAAAAAUCAACUACUCAAAUGCAAUCAAGGGUAUAUCUACUACAUCAACCAUGUCCACCAACUUUAGUAACCUUGUGUUGGUAGCAAAUACCAAAAACUAUGAUAUAAUAGAUAUGAGAUUAACACGUAAAAUACCACUAUUUGAUUAUCGAUCCGAUGAUGAUGAUGACAAAAUAGAGCCAAAUUUCAUUCAAUUUGAAGCACGAGAUAGGGGUUCAACUUUUCAAGAGUAUUUAUUAACUAUCAAUUCCGGCGAUAACACUUCACUUGCGAUGUUCAUUAAUUCGUUGGGAGAUGUUACAAGAGGAACUCUUACUUGGUCUGGCUACCCAGUCGGAGGGAUUGCUGUUGAAUGGCCAUAUGUUAUGAGUAUAUUUCCAAAUAAUGAAUUGCAAGUCAGUUCUUUAAUAACGUUAGAUACGAAAGCAACAUUGGAUCUCACACAACUACAUAGCACCUCAUCAACGUUCAAAAUAGAUAAAACUUCCACUAUCUCAGUCGAAUGUUCAACAUUAACAUCAAUACUAAGAACCUGCUCUUUUAAGGAAAAUAGCAUUGGUCCAGGUGACGUUAUUAAUGAUCUUGGAAAUUUGGUAAUAUUCAGUGGAUCCAAGCUUUGGUUAAUGUUUCCCGAAAAUGAUAUACUACAGACAUAUGAUUCAUGGCUUGAACUCCUUGAUGAAGGGAAUUUAGAUUCCAUUGUUGAAACUAUACGGAAGAAAAUAGACAAGUCAACGGGCAGAAUCAAAUCAUUUAUGAUUCAUAUGUUGGUUCUAUGCUUAUUUCAACUAGAAAAAUUUAAUGAGGCUAAAAAAUAUUUAUUCCUGACAUCAGAAAUGAAGCCUAUUAUUGAUCCAUGUCUAGUCGUAUAUCUUUUUGGUUAUAGUUACGAUGAUCUUGACUUUAAGUUAUUUUCAGGUAUAAAAGAUAAUAUUAACAGGUUUAAAAUUAUUAAGAAUGACAAGUUUCUUUUAACAUACAUUAAAGGUGCAUAUCCAGUUUUAUCGAAUAGUCAGAUCUUACGUCGUACCUUCGUGAAACUCCUUAACUCAGAUGAUGAAGUAAUUGAUUUCUUUGAAGGUAAGGAUAUAAACAAUUGGUCAUCUUUAAAUAAGGCAAAUCAAGAAAUUAUUGAUAUCUUAGAAGAGAAGAAAUUCAAUGAUGCAACUAUUCAUAUCUAUCGAAAAUUAUUGGAGGUCAAGCCUGAUGAAGAUUUAGCGGUUAAGGUUUGUAACUUGAUUCUCAAUGUAAUGUCAGGACAGGAAAAUAGUUUUCACUUAGUUGACAUCAUCUUAGAGAACUUACCUAUUAUUAGUUCUGAAAAUAAUUAUUCAUCACUUUUAUUUGAAGUUCUAAAGGUUGAUAAAGAUAAAGGAAUCAACUAUAUGAAAUCCAAUAAUAAAUCCAAGUUCAAGGCAAUUCACAACGAAAUAAUGAGUGAUAUUUCAUCCAAAUAUGGUGAUGCUCUUGACUUCUCAUUACUUAGAAUUGAGUUCUUGGAAGCAUCGCUAAGUCUGGAGAAUUUGGAUGAACUUUUAAACGAAGUAUUGAGGUUGCUAUUAUCCCCUUUGAUUCUUAAUGAAAAUAAUAUAAACAAUUUCGAAAUUUUAAUCGAAACGUAUAGAAUUCUCAAUUCACUUCAAGAUCCUAAAUGGCCAAAGAUAUCUUGGCUCGAUUAUUUACAUAUCAGAAUUAAUUCUAGUGGAUGCAAUGAUCUCAUAAUUCUAUACUUGAAGUUUUUCGAACUCUUGCUUAUAAAGACAAAUUUAGGUAAAGAUAUCACUGAAUUUCUAAAAGACGAAUUAUUGGAAGGAAAAACAUUUCUGUAUUUCAAUGUUCUAAAGCCUGAUGUCGAUGUGAUCAACCACUUAUUAAGUCAUUCAGAUUUCUCCGCUGCCGAAGUCUUUGCAAUAAAUGGCCGCUUACCAUAUCCCAAGAUUAAGUCUUACCCUAAGUUAACAGAAGAGCUGAAGAUAAAUAAAAGCACAAGUUCUAUUAAGUUGAAUUUAAUCACAAUAUUCGAUUAUUAUUUGAAGGAGAACACCACAGAUAGUGCAAAUGAGUUUUCGGUUGCCCACUUUAUUUCAAAUUAUGGAUCAACUUAUUUCACACCUAAUGAGAUAGUUUCAAAAUUACCUAGUGAUAUACCACUUGUUCAUCUAUUAGAUUAUUUUAGUUCUGUUAUUAUUGAAUUUAAUCUUGAGUCAAGAAAGAAGAUUCUACAGAAAUCUUUAACAAAAGCGGAUUCCGAGUUUACAAGGCAAAUUUAUAGACAGUUCCUUGAAGAAGGAACAAAUUAA